This is a messenger RNA of Sphenostylis stenocarpa, 954 nucleotides long. Lineage: Eukaryota; Viridiplantae; Streptophyta; Magnoliopsida; Fabales; Fabaceae. The record is from the annotation of a GenBank genome assembly.
AUGGGAAGAGCUCCUUGUUGUGACAAAGCCAAUGUAAAGAAAGGGCCAUGGAGUCCUGAAGAAGAUGAAAAGUUAAGAGAGUUCAUAGAGAAACAUGGUACUGGAGGUAACUGGAUUUCCCUCCCACAUAAAGCUGGUUUGAAAAGAUGUGGGAAAAGUUGUAGACUCAGAUGGCUUAAUUAUCUCAGGCCAAACCUUAAGCAUGGCGAGUUCUCUGAAGAUGAAGAGAGAAUAAUCUGCACUCUCUUUGCUAGCAUUGGAAGCAGGUGGUCCAUCAUAGCAUCUCAGUUGCCAGGCAGGACUGACAAUGAUAUCAAGAACUACUGGAACACCAAGCUUAAGAAAAAAAUGAUGGGAAUAAUGAACCCUCCAACACUGAAGAAGCCUCAUCAAGUUACCCUUUCAUCCAUGCUUCAAAACCCAACACCAUCUUCAUCUUCCUCCUCAUCUUCAUUAUCAUUGAAAAACAAGCACAACUCUUAUUACCAACCACAUGUGCCUUUCACAGGCUCUGAGGCCAUUUCAUACUCAAGUCUUCUGAGUGGCAAUUCUUCUUCUACUCCACCUUUUUCCACUUUUGAGAGCCUUUAUCAAGUUAAUACUGCUUUUAUGUUAGGGGGUGAAACAAGUUGCAGUUCUUCUUCGGAUGGAAGCUGCAACAACAAUCAGAUCAAUAAUGUCAAAGAAGCAGAACUUGGAUAUGUUGGUGAUGGAGCUUUUGGUGACCAAAUGGGUGGUCUUAGUUACCUCUCUAGUGGGGUGGAAGAUACCCAAAAGUUGGUGUCCUCCAAUGCUGGUAGGGUUAGUGGGUGGACAGGUGAACAAAGUAGAUUAUGGGGAGAAAGUCCAUUAGACUAUGGUCUAGAAGAAAUUAAACAGCUAAUAAGCACAAAUAGUUGCAACAACUUUAUGUUUGAUGACAGCAAGACAGGGGAAAUGGUCACGUACUACUGA